Cucumis melo (muskmelon) is the source of this 2056-nucleotide messenger RNA. RefSeq names its product 3-oxoacyl-[acyl-carrier-protein] synthase I, chloroplastic. Gene Ontology annotation, molecular function: 3-oxoacyl-[acyl-carrier-protein] synthase activity. The transcript has 6 exons. Gene Ontology annotation, biological process: fatty acid biosynthetic process. Bases 211 to 1647 code for a protein of 478 amino acids. NCBI's taxonomy places the organism in Eukaryota, Viridiplantae, Streptophyta, Magnoliopsida, Cucurbitales, Cucurbitaceae. The record is from RefSeq and is a predicted model, not a curated record.
AAAGAAAAGAAAAGAAAAGAAAAGCUUUGGCCCUUCGAAAGAUAGGCGUAGAUUACGAGAAGGCUUAUUGAGUGGCUUUACAAUUCCGCCAAACAAAUCUCUUAUACAACAUCGAUUCUUCUCUCCCAAUUCCUCCAUUGUUAUUAUCGUCAUCCUUCUUCUAUACAUUCUUCUCCCUCACAUUCCCCAAAUCUCCAUUCUUCUUCCACCAUGCAGGCCGCCGUUCAUUCCUCCACUCUCAAGCCCUCUCCCUUGGACUCAUUUCCCCGUCGCAAAUGCUCCCCCUUCCUUGUUUCUGCUCCUAAAUCACGUCCACGAGUUUCUUUUGUUUCUGCAUCUGCAGCUUCCACUGUCUCUGCACCUAAGCGGGAGAAAGAUCCUAAGAAACGUGUGGUGAUUACUGGAAUGGGACUUGUUUCUGUCUUUGGUAAUGAUGUUGAUACUUACUAUGAUAAGUUGCUUUCUGGUGAGAGUGGUGUUACUCUUAUUGAUCGUUUUGAUGCUUCCAAGUUUCCUACUCGUUUCGGUGGCCAGAUCCGGGGAUUUGCUUCUCAGGGAUACAUUGAUGGUAAGAAUGAUCGUCGGCUUGAUGAUUGUCUUCGUUAUUGUAUUGUAGCUGGAAAGAAGGCUCUUGAGGAUGCUGACCUUGGUGGAGAUAAGCGCUCUAAGAUCGAUAAGGAGCGUGCUGGUGUGCUUGUUGGAACAGGAAUGGGUGGUCUUACAGUCUUUUCUGAUGGUGUUCAGGCUUUGAUAGAGAAAGGUCACAGAAAGAUAACCCCUUUUUUCAUUCCUUAUGCCAUUACGAAUAUGGGGUCUGCCUUACUUGCCAUCGAUAUUGGUUUCAUGGGUCCCAAUUACUCUAUAUCCACUGCUUGUGCCACCUCUAAUUAUUGCUUCUAUGCUGCUGCAAACCACAUUCGUCGAGGAGAGGCUGAUAUGAUGCUUGCUGGUGGAACUGAAGCUGCUAUCAUACCUAUUGGCCUUGGGGGUUUUGUUGCUUGUAGGGCUCUAUCUCAGAGAAAUGAUGAUCCUAAGACUGCUUCGAGGCCAUGGGACAAAGACCGUGAUGGCUUUGUCAUGGGAGAAGGUGCUGGCAUACUGGUAAUGGAGAGUUUGGAGCAUGCAAUGAAACGAGGUGCACCAAUUAUUGCUGAAUACUUGGGAGGGGCUGUUAACUGUGAUGCUUAUCACAUGACGGAUCCUAGAGCAGAUGGACUUGGUGUCUCUUCAUGCAUCUUGAGCAGUCUUGAAGAUGCAGGUGUUUCGCCUGAGGAGGUAAAUUACAUAAAUGCACAUGCAACUUCCACCCUUGCCGGUGACAUAGCUGAAAUCAAUGCCAUCAAGAAGGUGUUCAAGAAUACAUCAGAGAUCAAAAUCAAUGCGACUAAGUCUAUGAUAGGCCACUGCCUUGGCGCUGCUGGUGGUCUGGAAGCCAUUGCCACUGUGAAAGCAAUUGAAACAGGAUGGUUGCAUCCUUCCAUAAAUCAAUUUAACCCGGAGCCUUCAGUUGAUUUUGACACCGUUGCAAACGUAAAGCAACAACACGAAGUGAAUGUUGGUAAGUUCCUAAGCAUUGGUGGGUUGCUGCCGCCAUGGCUGACUUAUUUCCAAUCUCUUCCACUAAAACUCAACAUUCUAGUUCAUUAACCAAGUUAUGCUAUUCUCUGUUUCCAGCUAUCUCAAAUUCAUUCGGAUUUGGUGGACACAACUCGGUUGUGGCAUUCUCGGCAUUCAAACCUUGAGCAGGAUAAUGUUACACACUACGGCGUUUUGUAGGAGAAUCAAGUGUUAGCCUUGAGAAUAGUUAGUAAUUUUAUUUAUCAAUGAGGUUGCUUUGCUUGCUGCGGGCGUCUUAUCUGAUCCUUUAAACAUUUUGGUCUUUUAUGCAAUUUCAUCAUCACCAUCACCAUUCCAUUUGUUGCUGUUUUCUAAUCCAAUAAAUGGGUUUACUUGAACUUGUGUGAGUUUAUUGGGUGAGGUUGAUAUUAGAUUCGAGUUCAAAAUUUUCUCAAGAAUUCCAUCAAAAUGGUUGUAAUGAAUGAAGCUUUUUCUUUCA